This is a messenger RNA of Onthophagus taurus, 739 nucleotides long. RefSeq lists its product as uncharacterized. The record is from RefSeq and is a predicted model, not a curated record. Lineage: Eukaryota; Metazoa; Arthropoda; Insecta; Coleoptera; Scarabaeidae. Gene Ontology annotation, molecular function: chitin binding. Gene Ontology annotation, cellular component: extracellular region.
UUGAUUUAGUUACAAACAAGAUGAAUCAAAUUUUUUAUUUCAUCUUUGCGUUAUUGGUCCCUUCUUCAAUAUCAUUAGACCCUAGUUACUGCACUGAACAAGGACAAGUGUGUUCAAGCUGCAAUGAAUUAGCAUACUGUUUAGAAUCACCUGAGGGGUUUGAAAUAGAUCAUAUGGGUUAUUGCGACGAAGGCAAGACUUGCUUACGUAGAGAUUGCACGGAGGAGAAAAAUCCUUUAUGCCAAGGAGAUUCUAAUUUAGCGUUUCCUUGCCACGAUGAGGGUAUGUUCCCCGAUCCAUACGAUUGCCACAAAUAUCAUUUUUGCGUAAAAGACGGUGAAGGAAAUUUGGUGCAUUACCCCGCAACGUGCAGUAAAGGAUAUGGUUAUGAUUACGAUAGACUCGCAUGUACCAAAAAGUUGAGGAACAACGUUUGCGAAGACUGGCCCAUCGAUUUAUGUACAAACUUAGGUGAAACCAAAGCUUUUUCUGCCGAUAAAAGUUACUUUUACGUUUGCGCUGAUUACGACGAAACGAAUAACAUGCUUUACCCCCAUUUGUAUGUUUGUCCAAAUGGUGGCUCUUAUGACAAUUAUAAAUGCAGUACUACUAUAAUAACAAGUACUGAAUCUACCCCUCCUAGUAUUUACUAUUAGAGUAUAAACUCAAAUUAAAAAGAUAAAUUUAUUUUUAUUAUCACUUGUAAAACAUUUUAAUAAAAAUAUUAAAUAUAAAAUUA